Messenger RNA from Trachemys scripta elegans, 2936 nucleotides. RefSeq names its product MARVEL domain containing 3 (gene MARVELD3). The transcript has 3 exons. Gene Ontology annotation, cellular component: membrane. Lineage: Eukaryota; Metazoa; Chordata; Testudines; Emydidae. The annotation marks the transcript as partial. The record is from RefSeq and is a predicted model, not a curated record.
CCACGGGCCUCUCGCUUCAGUCCCGGCCCGAGAUGGCGGAGCGCGAGCGGAGGCGGCCCCAGCAGCCGGGCAGGGCGCGCGCGGCGAGCGGCCCCCCCCCGGGGCCCCCGGCCCGGCCGUGAGGAGCCCCCACCUGUGUUGCCAUCCCCCAUACGUGGACCCAGCUGCGAGAGGCCGGAGUGCUACCAGGCAGAGCCGUCAGGCCUGCUGGAGUGUUACCAGUGCCGCUACCUGUGCACAGCCAGAGCUUGCUGCCAGCUCGUGGAAGUUCUGCUGACCAUGCUGAUCCUGAUCUGCAGCUCUGUGUCCUACAGCUCGACAGGCGGUUACACCGGCAUUCCCAGCUUGGGGGGCAUUUACUACUACCAGUAUGGAGGGGCUUAUAGUGGCUUUGAUGGGGCAGAGGGGGAAAAAGCCCAGCAACUUGACACACAGUUCUACCAAUUAAAGCUGCCGACAGCAAGGGCAGCGAUGGCUGUGGGAGGGGCCCUGAUGGCCUUCUCUUGCCUUCUGGUUUUGGUUGGUGUGCUGCGGCUGCCAUGGCAUUUCCCAGCCUGGCUGCUGCUCGAAUGCACCCUGGACAUAUUGAUUGCACUUGGCUUCCUGCCUGCUCUCUACUUCUACUUCCACCAUCUGUUGGAUGCCUACGAUUCUCCAGUGUGCAAAGAGAGAGAGCAUCUCUACCAAAGCAAAGGCUACCAAGGCUUCAGCUGCAGUGUGCAUGGGGCAGAGAUAGCAGCUGGGCUCUUUAGCUGCAUUGCCAUUGUGGCAUUCUUGGUCAGUGCUGGCCUUGCUAUCAGGGGAUACAAAACAGUUCGUCAGCUGAGAGAGAAGCCAGUGCAGAUGUAUGAGUUUUAGGGUGGCUUGUGCAUACCCAAGCUGUCCUACCAGCUCAUCUCUCUCUGUGGCUGCCAGCCUGGACACCAAGAAGGGGCAGCAUCGUUUCCCCUGGCUCAGGACAUUGUAUCUGCACUGCUACAAUCAGAACACAGGACCAUGGCCACAACAAGCACCUUUACCAUGAGAGAACAGCUCCAGCUAGAGCCAAGCCAAGCUGCUUUUAACCAGCCCUUGCAUUUAAAUCUUGUGCAUUGUGAGCAGAACAGAUGCAUUCUUAGUUCCAUAAUUUACAUCUGCUCCAUGGCUCUGCCUCUGUUAGCAGUGACUAGCUUACUGCUUGUGCUGAGCUCAGUAUCUUGGGAGUAGAGGGGCGCCUCCAUCCCCUGAUCUGCUGAAGCAAGAUGUCCCAGCUCUCUCAUUGGCCACAGUCCCAUUCCUCCCGUACAAGGUAGAACUACCAGCACUUGGCAAGAUCCCUUGUUCAUUAGCUAAGACUGAGCUUUUCACUUCACCUUAAAUAAGCACAAUGGGACUUCAUCUCUCCUCCCAUCACCGCAUGUUUGAACAACUUUGAUUCCCAGCUGCUUGCUACAGCAGUGCAGGGAGCAGGAGAGCCCAGGCUCGGCCACUAAACCCUGCCACUAGCUCUCCUCUGAUCCUGUGUUUCCUCACAUGGCGGGGAUCAGGGAGGUCACCUUUAAACAAUGGUUCUUAUUUUUUUUAAAUGUAAUUGAUUGUAUAAGAAAAUGAUUCUACAAACCCGAUCAUUAGUGGAAGGGUGAGUGAGGACGAACACCAACCAUUGUUCCCAUAAAGCAGGGGUUCUUAAACUGGGGGUCAGGACCCCUCAGAGGGUUCUGAGGUUAUUACAUGGUGGGUCACGAGCUGUCAGCCUCCAUCCCAAACCCUGCUUUGCAUCCAGCAUUUAUAGUGGUGUUUAAUAUAUAAAAGUGUUUUUAAUUUAUAAGGAGGGGGGGUUGCACUCAAAGGUUUGCUGUGUGAAAGGGGUCACCAGUACAAAAGUUUGAUAGCCACUGCCAUAAAGCAAAGUGAUGUCACUCAGGCAGUAGCGUGUGACCCCAAUGAUUAGUUGAGUGCUGCUUGCCUGCGUGGAGCCUAGCCAGACAGCCCCCGCGCAGGGCAGGGCUUUACACUAUAGGAACAUGUUCAAUAGCACCUAGGAUUGAGCCUGUGACCAACCCAUGGGGAAAGGGCAUGAAGGCCUGGGAAUGUAAUGGAUCACAGUGGAAACAAGAGAAGACUGUCCCCUUAAAUACAGUUUCUAUAACAAUCCCACUGUGGUGGGACACUGUCCUCACCACUUAGCUGAAUGGCCAAAGUGUAGGUGCGCCAGGGCUCCCUACAGAUCUGAACUGUAAAAGGGACAAUGGCUAGGGUUGCCAACCCUCCAGGAGUAUCCUGGAGUCUCCAGGAAUUAAAGAUUGUCACGUGAGAAAAUCUCCAGGACUACAUCCACCCAAAAUUGGCAUCCCUAACAAUGGCUGCUUUAGCCCCAGGGGGAUGUUGAAGCAAUGUGUUGGCUGUGUUGCUUUUGAUCCCUGGUAUGGUGAGUGUGGUGCUCAGUUGAGGGGCUGGCAGCCCGUAGUUAGAUGGAGUAGGCCCUCUUGUGGGAACGGCUGGAGCCUGGCAGUAUUUGAUGGCAAAAGGCACAUCCGCCCACCCUUUUUCUCCUGCUACAUGUGGAGAGUUGGCUAGCUAGCUUGGCAGGUGGCCUCAUCCUUUGGCUGAGAGGGGCAGGAAGACCCAUUUCUGGUGUAAGCUAGUGCUGUUGCUUUUUUCCUCCUCUUGUCUCUGCUUUUCCUCUGCACUGUUUUGCCAGUGUGGAAGGCAGUCUGUGCUGUUUCUCUCCCUGUAAUAAAGGCCCAACACAACUCAAGGGAACAAGAAAUAGCUGUGUCCUUGUCUGAGCAGAGCUCCGGGUGGACAGGCAUUUACCUAAAUUCUGUAGACCAUGUGUUCUCACGCUGGAGGGCAUAACACCGCCUGCCCUUUGUUUAUGGCUAGACAGGAGUAUCUUGAAGGGUUUUUUUUGUUUAUAACAUGGGCUUACAGCCUCCAACUGGUUGAGAGCCUUG